Molecule: messenger RNA, 4711 nt
Organism: Oncorhynchus kisutch (coho salmon)
Lineage: Eukaryota; Metazoa; Chordata; Actinopteri; Salmoniformes; Salmonidae
Product: 2-oxoglutarate dehydrogenase, mitochondrial
Exons: 24
Coding region: 631-3579 (982 amino acids)
Biological process (GO): tricarboxylic acid cycle
Cellular component (GO): oxoglutarate dehydrogenase complex; mitochondrion
Molecular function (GO): thiamine pyrophosphate binding; oxoglutarate dehydrogenase (succinyl-transferring) activity
Source: RefSeq, a predicted model, not a curated record
GACGUAACAGUGUGACGCAUAGCAGCACUUGAGUCGGACAGUGCGAUCAGAAAGCCUGCCAGCCAGUUUACAGAAGAGACACACGGCGAGAACAGUCUCAGAAGGCAAGCAAGUUAAAAGCUAGUAGCCUACGAAAAUCCUCGAAGUCGCGCAAACCUGAGGAAUAUUUACAGGACUGGACCAAAACCCCCCUGAGACAACGAGUGAGAGAGAUUAAAAGAAAGAAGCAGUAGAGAGAGGACACCCUGUACUCUGUGUGGCUCCUGGAAGAAGUUUCCUGUAGGCCCCAGAUCCAGGAUCAGCUGCCCCUCCUCCAAUCUCAAUCUUAAUCUCAGGAGGGAAGCACACAACUGAACUGAAAUCAGCAUCUAGAGGAUAACUUCCUCCUAAUCCUGGCGUUUCCUGGCGACAGGUGUUUUUGAUCUACUUCCAGGAUUAGCGAGAGGAGCCACUGCUUAUAGGCUACCAUGCACCGCUUAAGGACUACGGUUGUUAGGCUACGGCCUAUCGCGGCCCCCCAGACAGCCAAGAGCCAAACACAGGCCAGGUUGGCAGCUGUGGGAGGGGCUUUGAGGACGUUUCAGCCAAUGAGGAGUUACACUGCGUCGGUGUCGGCCGAGCCUUUUCUGAAUGGGACUAGUUCUAAUUAUGUGGAAGAGAUGUACUACGCGUGGCUGGAGAACCCUAGGAGUGUACACAAGUCAUGGGAUAUUUUCUUCCGGAAUGCCAACGCGGGGGCGCCACCAGGCGCAGCCUAUCAGAGCCCUCCUCCUCUGGGAUUGGCUAACGCCCAGGCGAUGGUCGGGGUGCAACCUAACGUGGAGAAGCUGGUGGAGGACCAUCUGGCUGUACAGUCGCUUGUACGAGCAUACCAGAUUCGGGGUCACCACGUGGCACAGCUGGACCCUCUGGGCAUCAUGGCUGCCAUCGACCCAGGCCCUCCCCCCUCUGACAUCAUCACCUCCAAUGACAAAACUGGACCUCUCUGGGUAUAAAGAGCGCCUGUAUGAUCUUACUGCUGAAGAGUUCUAUGGUCUGGAUGAGUCCGACCUGGACAAGGUGUUCCGGCUCCCCACCACAACCUUUAUAGGGGGCAGCGAGAGCACUCUGCCCCUCCGAGAGAUCAUACAGCGCCUCGAGAUGGCGUACUGUCAGUCCAUUGGAGUAGAGUUCAUGUUCAUUAAUGACCUGGAGCAGUGCCAGUGGAUCAGACAGAAGUUUGAGAGGCCAGGCAUCAUGCAGUUCACCCUGGAAGAGAAGAGGACCCUGCUAGCCAGAAUGGUUCGAUCCACCAGGUUUGAGGAGUUCCUGCAGAGGAAAUGGUCAUCAGAGAAGCGUUUUGGCCUGGAGGGCUGUGAGUCUCUCAUCCCGGCCCUGAAGACCAUCAUAGACAAGUCCAGCAUGAACGGAGUGGAGAGCAUCAUCAUGGGCAUGCCUCACAGGGGGAGAUUGAAUGUGUUGGCUAAUGUGAUCCGUAAGGAGCUGGAUCAGAUCUUCUGUCAGUUUGACUCCAAGCUUGAGGCUGCUGAUGAGGGUUCUGGAGAUGUGAAGUACCACUUGGGGAUGUGGCACCGGAGGAUCAACCGGGUCACUGAUAGGAACAUCACACUGUCACUCAUGGCUAACCCUUCCCACCUGGAGGCUGUGGACCCAGUGGUGCAGGGCAAGACCAAGGCUGAGCAGUUCUACUGCGGGGACACAGAAGGCAACAGGGUGAUGUCCAUCCUGCUUCAUGGUGAUGCAGCGUUUGCAGGCCAGGGGGUUGUCUAUGAGACCUUCCACCUCUCUGACCUGCCCUCCUACACCACACAUGGCACUAUUCAUGUGGUGGUCAACAACCAGAUUGGUUUCACCACCGACCCCAGGGUGGCGAGGUCAUCCUCUUACCCUACAGAUGUGGCCAAGGUGGUGAACGCCCCCAUCUUCCAUGUCAACGCUGACGACCCCGAGGCUGUCAUGUACGUGUGUAAUGUCGCCGCCGAGUGGAGGGCAACCUUUCACAAGGACGUAGUCGUCGACCUGGUGUGUUACAGGCGUAACGGCCACAAUGAGAUGGACGAACCCAUGUUCACUCAGCCUCUGAUGUACAAGCAGAUCAAGAAGCAGAAAGGAGUCCUACAGAAAUACGCUGAGAAACUCAUAGUAGAGGGAGCUGUCACCAGACAGGAGUAUGAGGAGGAGAUUGCCAAGUAUGACAAGAUCUGCGAAGAGGCUCACGCUCGCUCCAAAGACGAGAAGAUUCUACACAUCAAACACUGGCUAGACUCACCCUGGCCCGGUUUCUUCAACAUGGAUGGCCAGCCCAAGAGUAUGACCAGUCCGUCUACAGGCCUGACUGAGGAGGAGCUGGGACACAUAGGACACAUUGCUUCAUCUGUCCCUGUGGAAGACUUCACUAUACAUGGAGGUCUGAGUCGUAUACUAAAGGGUCGUGCGGCGAUGGUGGGCCAGCGUGUGUGUGACUGGGCUCUAGGAGAGUACAUGGCCUUUGGCUCGCUGCUCAAGGAGGGGACACACAUACGUCUCAGCGGACAGGACGUGGAGAGAGGAACCUUCAGUCACAGACACCAUGUUCUCCAUGACCAGAAUGUAGAUAAGAGGAUCUGUAUUCCCAUGAACCACAUCGCUCCUAACCAGGCUCCAUACACUGUCUGUAACAGCUCUCUGUCAGAGUACGGAGUACUGGGUUUCGAACUGGGUUUUGCCAUGGCUAGUCCCAAUGCUCUGGUUCUGUGGGAGGCCCAGUUUGGGGACUUCCACAAUACAGCCCAGUGUAUCAUAGACCAGUUCAUCUGCCCAGGACAGGCCAAGUGGGUCAGACAGAACGGAAUAGUCCUACUGCUACCCCAUGGCAUGGAAGGAAUGGGUCCAGAGCACUCGUCAGCCCGACCAGAGAGGUUCCUGCAGAUGUGUAAUGAAGACCCGGAUGCAUACCCUAAAUUCUCUGCUGAGGAGUUUGCUGUGCGUCAGCUGUAUGACUGUAACUGGAUCAUAGUCAACUGCUCUACACCAGCUAACUACUUCCACGUCCUCCGUAGACAAAUACUACAGCCCUUCAGGAAGCCUCUGAUAGUCUUCACCCCCAAGUCUCUGCUGCGCCACCCUGACGCCAAGUCCAACUUUGACGACAUGCUGACAGGUACCCACUUCCAGCGUCUGAUCCCAGACAGUGGUCCUGUGUGUGAGAAGCCAGAUGGGGUGAAGAGGAUUGUGUUCUGUACUGGGAAGGUCUACUAUGAACUGACCCGAGAACGCAAGAACAGAGGAAUGGAUAAUACUGUGGCCAUUGCACGCAUAGAGCAGCUCUCUCCCUUCCCGUUUGACCAGGUGAAGGUGGAGACAGAUCGUUAUCCCAACGCUGACCUGGUGUGGUGCCAGGAAGAGCACAAGAACCAGGGUUACUAUGACUACGUCAAACCCCGCCUCCGCACCACCGUUGACCGCACCCGCCCCGUUUGGUAUGCUGGUCGUGGGCCAGCAGCAGCUCCAGCUACAGGGAACAAAGCAGCUCACCUGGUGGAGUUACAACGCUUCCUAGAUACAGCUUUUAACCUGGACGCAUUCACUGGGCAGUCCUAACACGCUUAUACUAUACUCCCUAUGCCCUAUACCCCUCCAUCUCAACUCUGGACCUCCCAGCCAGUCCUAACACGCUUAUACUAUAAUCCCUAUGCCCUAUACCCCUCCAUCUCAACUCUGGACCUCCCAGCCAGUCCUAACACGCUUAUACUAUAAUCCCUAUGCCCUAUACCCCUCCAUCUCAACUCUGGACCUCCCAGCCAGUUCCACUGCAUUUUUUCAUUGUCCCCUCUAAUCAGGGACUGAUUUAGACCUGGGACACCAGGUGGGUGCAAUUAAUUAUCUGGUAGAACAGAAAACCAGCAGGCUCCGGACCUCGUAGGGCUGAAUACCACUGACCUAUACACCACACACUACCCUUACCUCACCUGCUGAAGUUACACUGCUUUUUAGUCAGGUUUUAACCUGGAUGUAUACACUUGAGUCUUAGUAGACUUAUACCCUAGACUCUAACCCCAACACCCUUAAUCCUACUCGUAUCCCUAAACCAGCAAACACUGGAUAGUCUUAACACCCUGAACCCUCAUUCAGUUUCUCUAUAUUAUGUAUAUAUCAAGACACACUAUGAACUAUCUGCUAUGAAAGACCUUAGAUACAAUGAUACGCACACUGACUGACCAUAGGUCCUCUUGCACUGUUGAGCAAUAUAGGGAAAUGUCCAUGCAGUUUGACAAUGGAUCCAUUUUAAGAGGAAUGUAUUCAACCAUACAAAUGCCCUCCAUUUUCCUCUCUCACUUUCUAUCUCUCACUACUCAUUCUCCAUUUUCUCCAUCCCUCUCUUCCUGUGUUUUAACCUUCUUUCAUUUAUUCUUCCCAUUCAUCAUCUCUUUCAUUCCCCUCUUAUUCUUUCUCUUUUCUUGACCACUCACCUCCUUCUCUUUUCUCCUCCUCCCUACUUUUCCCUCUCUUCCACCUCCUGUGCCAAAUGUCAACAAACUGUUGGGAGAUGAGAAAUGACUAUUAUAUUAUAUAAAAACAGUGUAUAAGCUUUGCUAGUAACUUAUGAAGAGACGAGGUAAAAAUGCCUACUGGUCUGGAUCUCUUUCGGACUAAGUAAAGGAUUUAUUUAUUUCCGCAUAGUGUUCUGUUUGUUUAAUCAUUUAUUCAUUCAAUAAAGACAUUGUUGGUGUCA